CCCUGAGUCGAGUAGUGGCAGUACGAGUAGUGCGUUACUAAAAUGUACAGCUAGCUGUAGUCGGAACAUGAUUCUGUUUAGUUUACCAAGCGCCGAAGCAAAAAUGGUCGGAACUCCUAUUCUUUUAAAAGUAGCCUAAUCAGUUGUUUAGUGUGGAGCUUGCUCGCUAGGGGCGCACCAUGGAGCAUCCUGAUGAGCACGCUAGUCCUCCCAAGAAAGCAAAAAAAUCGAAGAAGACGCCAGCCCAGAUUAAAAUAUUGGAAAACUACUUUCGGCAAGACCCUAAGCCAACAUCGGAGAAAUGGAUGGAAAUCGGUGUUGAGACGCAUCUUGGAGUGAAGGUGGUGAAGGAUUGGUUUCGAAAUCGGCGCCAAAACGACUCAAAGAAACGAAGAAACGCAGCCGCGGUGCUGUCAUCAGACACAGCUGCUGCUACUGCUGCUGCUACUUCUAUUACCACUGAACAAACCGCUUUUACGGGUUUCUACACUUCUACUACUGGCACGGCUGCUACCACUGCCACUGCUGCUACCACUGCCACUGCUUCUUCUAAUUCUACUGCUGGGGCCACGUCUACUACUGCUGGGGCUACGUCUACUGCAUUACCGUGUCUCGCGAUAACUGCUCCAUACACCCUACAUAGUCCACCAGUGUUCACUACUGCAGUGCCAAAUGGUGUGCCGCAUGUUGCUGAUGCCUCCGUGCAAAACUUGGCAGUGGUCAAAUUCCUAAAGGAGCUGAAGAAGUCUGAGAAAGGUGCUGCCUUCUCUAUGCUCAAUGAAAUCGAGAGACAAGAGAACCCAUCCGCACUAGGAAAUCAACGUGAUGCAGCCUGGCGAUUACUAAUGGAUGCACCAGCGUCGUCUUCUAACAAUGAUGCAUCACUUGUAGCUUCAAGUACACCAACGCAGCUAGAAUGUGUUAAAGAACGCCUGCUGACAAUGUUCAACGUACAUCAUUCUCAGGACAUUCUUCGCCUUCUGAAUGAAGAGUUACAACAUCGGGCUACAAUGGGCGGCACACAUGACACACAAGACACACAUGGAGCGGCGACGGCACCCCAGCUAACCAUAGAGGUGACACCAGCCAGUCAGCCAGUCACUGCUACAGUGCCUCCUGCGUUGCCGCCGCGGACGGAAAACGAACUCCUUAGAGCCGCACUACAGCGACCUCGUGGGAAUCUCACCGCUAGGGCCAGUAGCAACGGGGGCGUUUCCUUUCCCCCGACUAGCACUAGUAUCAGCACAAACUUUCAGCAGGUAACCAGUGGUUAUACUGCCAGUACCGCAGCAGCAGCAGCAAAAGCGGUGGGGACAUUGGGCAUAUCUCAGCCUCCAGCCAUGCAUGCUGGUGGCUAUACCCAGCCCAGUUCCGCAGCAGCAGCAGCAGCAGCAGCGAUGGGGACAUUUGACAUGCCUCAGCCUGCAGCCAUGCAUGCUGGUGGCUAUACCCAGCCCAGUUCCGCAGCAGCAGCAGCGGUGGGGACAUUUGACAUGCCUCAGCCUGCAGCCAUGCAUGCUGGUGGCUAUACCCAGCCCAAUACCGCAGCAGCAGCAGCAGCAGCAGCAGCAGCAGUGAUGGAGACUUUGGGCAUACCUCAGCCUCCAGCCAUGCAUGCUGGUGGCUAUACCCAGCCCAGUUCCGCAGCAGCAGCGAUGGGGACAUUUGGCAUGCCUCAGCCUGCAGCCAUGCAUGCUGGUGGCUAUACCCAGCCCAGUACAGCAGCAGUUGCAGAGACUGUGGGCAUAUCUCAGCCUCCAACCAUGCAUGCUGGUGGCAUGUGUCAACCCAUGUCAAUGCCGCAAGCAUUUCCUGGACUUCCCCUGGUGUAACCGGCGUUGACCAACGCUGCAAGCUGGAACCUCUCAACCGACUAACAGAUCCCCUGGCACUUAGACAAACAGCUGGUAGAACUACUUUCUACCAGUGUGGCCGUGGUACCAGUGAGUGUUAUGGUCAGGGGUGUAGCAGACUCUUUGUAAAAAUAAUAAUAAUAAAAAAAGCUUUGGCCGGACCACUUUUUCAAAAAGCCCAGAAUGCAGGAUCAUUUUUGCACCCUAAUAAAAAAAUUCCCUGGGGGAGACCCCCUCCUGCCGGACCACCUCCCACAGCGGUGCUACGCGCCUGAUGGUAGCAGUGAGUGAUGUAGUCACGUGUCUAAUUCUCUCGGCGCCACACACAUACCCAGGUAUUGGAGGGAUUUUGACAGUAAUAUUUUCCCAAUACUCAGUCGGUAGACAAAGAGAGAGGUACGAAACAAACUAGACAAAAGUUAGGACAAAACUCGACUAGCCUCGGCUGGCAGCAACUGAAUCCUCAAUAUACAUCGAGGGAGAAAAUGAGAUGUGCAUAUGUAAAUCUACGGUGUUAUGUAUUGGCGCGCAUAUAAUGUGCCAUCUCUCUCUCUCUCUCUCUCUCUCUCUCUCUCUCUCUCUCUCUCUCUCUCUCUCUCUCUCUCUCUCUCUCUCUCUCUCUCUCUCUCUCUCUCUCUCUCUCUCUAACCCUUGGUCGGGGAGUCCACCGCACCUCACCAGUGCAGCUCAUGUAGCGCCUACACACCCAUUCUUGUAUUUUUGUUUUGCCUUUGUUUUGUUUCCCCUUCCUCCGUAGGUGCACUGUGGUAAAAUAUUUUUUUUCUUAUAAAGUGACGCAGCUAAAAAAAUAAACAGUACAUAUAAUAUUAUGUACAUGCGCCCGUUCUUCUAUUUUUGUUUUGUUUUUGUUUCCCCUUCUAUGUGCACAGUGAUAACAUAUUUUUUGUUUUGUCUUUGUUUUGUUUUCCCUUCUAUGUGCACUGUGAUAAAAAAAUUCUUAUGUGGCCCAGCUAAAAAAAGACGACGUAAUUACAGUCAA
Sycon ciliatum is the source of this 2853-nucleotide messenger RNA. RefSeq names its product mucin-5B-like. Gene Ontology annotation, molecular function: DNA binding. The record is from RefSeq and is a predicted model, not a curated record. Lineage: Eukaryota; Metazoa; Porifera; Calcarea; Leucosolenida; Sycettidae. The transcript has 8 exons. The coding region runs from base 180 to 1832 and encodes 550 amino acids.